Pochonia chlamydosporia 170 is the source of this 1995-nucleotide messenger RNA. Its product is annotated as catalytic protein. NCBI's taxonomy places the organism in Eukaryota, Fungi, Ascomycota, Sordariomycetes, Hypocreales, Clavicipitaceae. Bases 1 to 1995 code for a protein of 664 amino acids. The transcript is spliced from 2 exons. The record is from RefSeq and is a predicted model, not a curated record.
AUGCCCUCACCUCCGCCACUCCCUCCUCGAUCCCCAUCCUAUCUCUCGCCAUACUCUCACGCCAACACACUCCUCCACACCUCUGAUCCCCGCAUUUCAUCAACACAGUCUCUCGUCCCAUCUGAGACAUCUCUCACGAAACGCAAGCUCCUCAUAAUCUAUAUUCAUGGAUUCUACGGCAACGAUCAGUCGUUUAAAUCUUUCCCUGCGCACGUUCAUGCGCUGUUGAAAGAAUUACUAUUUGACACGCACGUAAUUCACUCCAAGAUAUAUCCCAGGUACAAGACCUACAAGGCUAUUGAGGUGGCGAGAGAUAAUUUUAGUGCCUGGCUGGAACCGCAUGAAGGAGACGGGACCGAUGUCGUUCUCGUUGGACAUUCGAUGGGGGGGUUGUUGGCCGCAGAUGUCAUUAUGAUGCCAAAUACACGUCCAUACAAGCAACAAAAGUUCAAGCAUAGAAUCUUGGGCACGAUUGCCUUGGACUCGCCGUUCCUGGGACUGCACCCUGGCAUUGUGGUCUCAGGAAUUGCUAGUCUAUUCCAACCGUCGCCGAAACUAGAAGACCAACCUCAAUCCGAGACUCACAGCCUUGGACGCCCUCCUGGAUCUGAUGCAUCCUCUUCAUUCUAUGCACAAUCAUCUAUUGACUCAGAAAUUGAUUUGGCGGACGUCGAAACUUACACACGCCCACAAAGACAACCCAAUGAUCCCCAUUUUGAUCCCCCAUAUCCCAACGACGCCCCGUUUAGAGAGAAAUCAUUUGUGAAACGCCUCAUCAAUUUUACGACCAAGCAUAAACGCGAGGGGCUUUUUAACGCCGUCGGAAAACACAUCCUAUCACAUCUAGAGUUUGGGGGUUGUUUAGCAGACUAUCGUGGUUUGAAUUUGCGAUAUAAUAGGCUCCGUGCGCUGGAGGAUGUGGAUGAGAUCAAGGCCAUGGUGGAGGGUCAUCCGGCUGGCGCGUAUGCAAGGGUUCGGUUUGUGAAUUACUAUACGUUGUCUCCUGGUCGGCCGAAAGCAGCCAAGGCAGAGGACGUUGCGACCCAGGGGACUGAAGCCACGAGUGACUGGGCAGAACUGCAACUUGCAGAGUUGGAUAUUCAGGAUACGCAUGCUGAGCCCAGUGUUGCUGAUACUGAGAUAUCAGAUACGCCAGAGAAACGGGUUGACGAGUCCAUUGAGUUUGAAGAAGAGAACCCCGCCCCUCAAACGACUGACGGGCCAGGGGUCAAUUCCUCACCAGAUUCACAAGACCAGCCUGAAGGUGAACUCUCACCACUCAACACCCCCAACUUAUCUACAGAUGAACAUGAUACUCGCCCCAUAUCAAUGCAGGACAUAGAACCCAUUCCUCUUACGGAAUCCGAGACGCUAGAAUCCCAAAGUCAAGAUGCGACAGUUACAGACGACCUCGAUCUCCCACCGAUCCCGGAUCUUCCACGCAAGCCUACCCUCCCAGAUCUAGACGCUACGUUGGAUAAAGACGCAAAACACCAGGCCGAGAAAGAAACAAGACGUAUUGAAAAAGCCUACACACAAGCUGUCAAAGACCGCGCCAAAGCUAUCCAGGAAAGAGAGAAGUUACUUGAAAAGAGACGCAAAAGGGCUGCCAAAGAUGCAGAGAAACAGGCUAAAGAAGCUGAGAGGCUACGACUGAAGCAGGUGAAAGAAGAUGAAAAAAGGCGAAUUCGAGAAGAGGACAGGCCCAGCGAAAGCGUAUCUUCCGAAGUGACGCAGCCGAACCAGGAUGGAUCCGAGGAGGGCAAAAAGCCGAAGAAGUUGAAGAAAUUCUGCACUCUGCCGAGUAAACGAGAAGGGGCAAGAGACCCAACGUGGGUGGAUGUAUAUAUGGACGGAAUGGACGAAGUUGGUGCGCAUUGUGGUUUAUUCUUCUCGGGGCCGCAUUAUGAUAAAUUGGUUGGGGAUGUGGGGAGUCGGAUUGCACAGUGGGUUGAGGAUGAUCUGACCAAGAGGGCUAUAUUGGAGGUUGACUGA